GGGAGGGGGCGGGGCGUGCCGUGACCGGCCCUGCAGGCGGCGCCCGGCGGGGAACGCGUCGGGAGCGCACAUGGCGGAGCCGCGCGUGUUCCCGUUGCGCUGCCCGGUGAGGAACUACGCCUGGGGGCAGCGCGGGCUGCGCAGCGCCGUGGCACAGCUGGUGGCCAGCGGGGACCCCGCGGCGAGCGUCGAGCCCGAGCGGCCCUACGCCGAGCUAUGGAUGGGCGCCCAUCCCAGCGGCGACGCCGAGGUGUUGGAUGGCCGUGACCCCCCGCGGUCGUUGGGCUCCUGGCUGGCCGAGCACCCCGCCUGCCUGGGCCCCAAGGUGCGCGACGCCUUUGGCGGCCGCCUGCCCUUCCUCUUCAAGGUGCUGUCCGUCCGCACCGCCCUCUCCAUCCAGGCGCACCCCAACAAGGAGCUGGCAGCCAAGCUGCACGCCCAGUUCCCCCAGCACUACCCCGACGCCAACCACAAACCCGAGAUGGCCAUCGCCCUCACUCCCUUCGAGGGGCUGUGCGGCUUCCGGCCCGUGGAGGAGAUCGCCGCCUUCCUGCGGGCCGUCCCCGAGCUGCGGGCGCUGGUGGGUGAGGUGGCAGCUGAGCAGCUGGAGCGCAGCGCCAGCCACGAUCCCCGCGGCGUCUCGGCCGCCCUGCGUGUGUGCUUCACCUGCCUGAUGAAGAGCGAGAAGGAGGUCUUCGGGAAGCAGCUCGGCCUGCUGGUGGAGAGGAUUUCCCAGCAAGCGGCCAAAGGGCAGGACACAUCUGCAAGCAAUGGGGAGCUGCUGCUGCGCCUGCACGCUCAGUUCCCCGGGGACAUCGGCUGCUUCUCCAUCUACUUCCUCAACGUGGUGAGGCUGGAGCCCGGUGAGGCCAUGUUCCUGGCGGCCAACGAGCCCCACGCCUACCUGCAGGGAGACUGUGUGGAGUGCAUGGCGUGCUCAGACAACACGGUGCGUGCCGGCCUCACCCCCAAAUUCAUUGACGUGCUCACGCUCUGUGAGAUGCUCAACUACACGCCAGCACCCAGCAGCUCCAAGAUCUUCCCGGCUGUGCAGAGCCCGCUGGACCCCUGCGUCUUCAUCUACGACCCACCUGUGCCUGACUUCACGCUGAUGAGGAUAGAGAUUCCCUCCUCAAUCAAGCUCUACCUCAUCUCUGCACUGGACUCUGCCAGUAUCCUGCUGGUGAUCCAAGGUACGGCCAUGGGCACCUCUACAGCUGCUGCGUCUGAAAUGACCCUGCGCCGGGGCUCCGUGAUCUUCAUCUCUGCCAACGAGAGCAUCUCCCUUCACCUGUCCUCAUCCGAGGGGAUGCUGCUUUUCCGAGCCUGCUGCCUGCUCUGAGCAGGAUCCCCAGCAUCCUCGCACGCCAGGGUAGAUAGAAACCAAAGUAGGCUUGGUCAGUAGCUCAGAAGUCACCCCAAAAAUGAAACUCAAAGCAACCUGCAUCCAGUUUCUAGAAGAAGCAACUCGCACUCCUCUGCUUUCUGAACCAGCUCUUUGGGGCUGAGACGCUCAUGUCCCCAUAGUGUCACAGCCUCUAGGGCCAGUCCUUACCAGUGCUGCUAACACCAUACGACAAUUAUUUAUGUUUUGUUUGGUGUUCUGGUGUUUGUUGGGUUCUUCUAGGAACCGCUGCUUACGCCUGUGAAUGUGAUGCUGAGGCUUCUACCGGGAGGAAGGAGAUUUGGGAUCAGCUGGGUGCUGGGUGUCCCCUUGUCCACCUGCCAAUGGAGUGGCUUCAUGGGGCAGUGGGGUCUGGAGGUCCUCAGAUGACCGGUGCUAUGAAUAAAGUGGUGACUUUGUCCUCA
Molecule: messenger RNA, 1809 nt
Organism: Gallus gallus (chicken)
Lineage: Eukaryota; Metazoa; Chordata; Aves; Galliformes; Phasianidae
Gene: MPI
Product: mannose phosphate isomerase
Exons: 8
Coding region: 71-1342 (423 amino acids)
Biological process (GO): GDP-mannose biosynthetic process; carbohydrate metabolic process
Cellular component (GO): cytosol
Molecular function (GO): zinc ion binding; mannose-6-phosphate isomerase activity
Source: RefSeq, a predicted model, not a curated record